Messenger RNA from Rhincodon typus (whale shark), 5108 nucleotides. RefSeq names its product outer mitochondrial transmembrane helix translocase-like. Gene Ontology annotation, molecular function: ATP hydrolysis activity; ATP binding. NCBI's taxonomy places the organism in Eukaryota, Metazoa, Chordata, Chondrichthyes, Orectolobiformes, Rhincodontidae. The transcript is spliced from 10 exons. The record is from RefSeq and is a predicted model, not a curated record. Gene Ontology annotation, cellular component: mitochondrial outer membrane. The coding region runs from base 315 to 1460 and encodes 381 amino acids.
UUAAUUACCACCUUUUCCUAGCUACUACCAAUUACAAAGAAGGGUCACGGGAGCUGAUACAUUAAGUCUGCUUUCUCUCCGUAGACACUACUAGACCAGCCCAGCAAUUUCUGUUCUGUAAUUCUUAAGGGCCUUGACAGGGCAAAUGAUGAGAAUAUAUUUCCCCUUAUUGGAGAGUCUAGGACCAGAGAGCAUUGUCUCAGAAUAAAGCAGUGUCGAUUUAGCACUAACAUGAGGGGGGAUUUCUUACCUCGGAAAGUUGAGUGUCUUUGGAACUCCUGGCCAGCACACUGUGGAGGCAGAGUUAACACAAAAUGAACACGCUGCUGAAUGAAAUUUCCAAGGAGACGGUGGUGCGGCCACUGAGCCGGAAAGAGGUGCUGGGGAUGCUCUUCCGUCUCACGGUGUUUGGUGCUGCCACGUACUUUGGUAUCAAAUGGAUGGUGGAUACCAUAGAUCCAACACGAAGACAGAAGAUGGAGAACAAGAAAAGGGCAGCAAAGCUGAUGAAACAGAUUGGCGUGGAAGGAAUCAAGCUCUCAGAGCAUGAAUUGAUGAUAGCAUCUCAUUUGGUGGAUCCCAGUACACUAAAGGGGGUGACCUGGCGGGACAUUGCUGGGCUGGAUGAAGUUAUCACUGAACUGCAGGAAACUGUAAUUCUCCCAUUCCAGAAGAGACACUUAUUCCGUGAAUCCAAACUCUUCCAGCCACCAAAAGGUGUGUUGCUGUAUGGCCCUCCUGGUUGUGGGAAGACCCUCAUUGCCAAAGCUACAGCAAAUGUCGCUGGCUGCCAUUUCAUCAACAUGCAGGCCUCAGCAUUAACUGACAAGUGGUACGGAGAGUCACAGAAGCUGACAGCUGCAGUCUUCUCUUUGGCUGCAAAAAUUGAGCCUUGUAUUAUCUUCAUUGAUGAAAUAGAUUCCUUUCUACGGAACCGUUCCUGCAAUGAUCAUGAGGCAACAGCAAUGAUGAAAGCGCAGUUCAUGAGCUUGUGGGAUGGAUUGAGCACUGACACAGAUUGCCAGGUGAUUGUGAUGGGUGCUACAAACAGACCUCAGGAUGUCGAUCCAGCCAUCUUGAGAAGGAUGCCCAGUACAUUCCACGUGGGCCUGCCCAGGCAGAGACAGCGGUACGAGAUUCUGAAGUUGAUCCUUUCUGGUGAAUGUUUAAACAGUGAUGUGAGACUGAAAGAAAUAGCAGAGAAAACAGCCGGUUACUCGGGCAGUGACCUACGGGAACUUUGCCGAGAGGCAGCCUUGCACCGGCUCCGUGAUUUUGUUCGGAAGGAGCAAAUGCAGUGCAUCGAGAGACAGCUGCAGGCUGAUGACUACAAGGAAAGCUCCACCGAUGAGCGUCUCCGAGCAAUCACUCAGACAGACCUCUACCUGGCCUUGGAGAAGUUGACAGAAUCAAAGGCAGGAACUAAUGCUCUGAUACUGCAAGACACUCCUGUGGACUGAACGGAGCACACACUGAACAAUGUUGACUAACAGGUCUUACAUAUGCAAGUCACUUUCUUUUGUUUUAUGGGCAAUUCUGUUGACUUCUACGUAGCUGUAGUCCAGUUAAUUUUCACAAAUUAACUACUGUCCCCUUGUGAAAUUGGACUGCAAGAGACGCUGAACAACAUCAACCCUCAUUUCUCUCCGACGAUCAAACGGUCCUACUACUGUCUUCAUGAGAAGGAGUGUGAUAUAUGCUGGCAGUGUGCUGAGAGUAAAGUGACUCAUCAAACUGACUCAUCUUAGUGCAAAACCUCGUUUGGUGUAGGAUUAGUGGAAAAGACCAGCAGUUGUUGUCUCACCCUUCCAUUUCAGUGGAGGGCCAUUUAGUAGCUAAAAGUGAGGAUGGCUGGGCUGUAUUUUCCCAUCCAGUCUCCUUUCCUGCAUUUCUGGCUGUCACUGGGGUACCAAUGCCAUCCACUAUCUCACCAAAUGUGAUCUUUUCUCAGUGGGUGAGCUGGGGUAGUGCAUAUCACCAAGCUAUUUUGAUGCUGGCUAGGUACUGCUGAUGGCUAAGGCUGUAGUAGGAGCAGGAAGCUUGCACUAUUUCUUCCCUACCUUAGUCCCCAACCCAAGUGGCAGUGUUGGAGAGGGGGAGAGCAGGGCAGGGAGGGGGUGUGUGGUUUGUAUAUUGAAAUGGGUGUUCUGUUUCAGCUGCCAUGUUAAGCCCCAUCAGCCCUCUUUUGGUGGUUUGACCUUGUUGGUUGGAAAGGAGUCAGCAUAUCUUAAAAGCGCAGCAGGAAUGUCUGUUGCUCUGGCCAACAUUUCUCUCCUGAAUGAUGUCACGAAAGUUGUAAUUUGUCUUGCUGCUGUUCGAGGGUGACUGUUUUCUGAACAGUGGCUGCAGUGCUGGUUUUGCAGUCUCCUCCGAUUGCAUUCGCUUUCAGUGGAGCGUUAGCAUAACCCAUUGGGUAGUGCUCUCUUUUUGCAUUCCAAGUUGAGUAUUUGACACUGCAGAGAAUCAAGCACCCAGUUCAGGCUGGCACCUCGGUUCAGUGCUGAAGGAAUGCUGCACUGUUGAGAGCGUGCAGUCUUGUCGACACGUUGCUCAAACCGAGGUCCUGUCUGUCCCUUCGGAUAGAUGCGUGUAGAUCCCUCAGCAGUAAUCACAGAGAAGGAGAGCUAUUCUCCUGGAUAAAACUUAGUUUGCAACAAACCUAAGAAGCACAGAUAAAGUGGUCUUUUUCCAUUUGUAAUUACACUCUGGGCAAGUUAGCUACUACGUUUCUUGCAUUCCAGCAAUGACUAUCCUUCAAAGGUACUUCACUGGUUGGAAAGCGCUUUUGGAUGUCAGUUCAAUUGAAGUGCAAAUCCUUUCUAAUAACUGAUAUUAAUUUAUUAGUUCCAUUAACUAUUUUCCUCUUCAAUUGCUUCAUGAGGAAUCACCAACUACUUCUGUGUUUACAACUUCACCUUUUCUUUAUAGCUGUUUGUAUAAUACAAUGUGUAGGUCAGUUUGUCAGAUGGCUGGUGUGAAUCAGACUGGUACGGGGUUCAUUUCUUCUGGGAUGUAUUCAUGAUCAAUCUCCUCCUACCUGUGGUGGAGGUGAAUGGGUAGUGGGUUGGACUGAAGAUGGAUCUAUUCACAACUUUGUUUUUCUUAAGUACCUGACCACCGAAUGGAUAAACCUCAUUUCCUUUUCUUCAAGCUCCGACAGUCCUAUAAGGGCUAUGGGUUCAAACUGGGGCAAAACUGGUCAUUUCAUCAGUUCACCUCUUGGCCUUCUCUUUUUCCAGAGAGAAGGAUACCCUCUUGAUUCUUGUAACUUUUUUUUAUGUUGUUGAGUACACUGGUGUUUUGUUUGCAAUAUGCAAACCUGAACUUUACACAGUAUGCCGUGUGAUCUAAUCAAGAUACUAAAUGAGUUCAUCAUAACUAAUCUGUUUUUGAAUUUGAUUCCUCUGAAAGGAAUUGCACUAUAUUUUUUAAACCCGUCAUCCUGUGUUUCUACUUUUGAUGAUGUGUGAACCCAUGCACCUAAAUCUCUUUGUGCCUCUACCCUGUCCCAAUGACUCUGUGUUUCUCAUGAUUUCUCCUCUUAGAAUGCAUAAUCAGCUCAAGUCUCAUUCUGUAAGCUCCCAUUAAAAAGGGUGACUUAUUUGAUGGGCAUCUGGAGAAUGACCAGUAAUGCAGCUAGUGUCAGCAUCUUUAUUAGAGCACAACCAUAAAUAAUCAUGCAUCUAAUCACAUCUUUGUUUUUCUUAAGUGGUCUUACCUGAGCAUCAAAUGGAUAAACCUCAUUUCCUUUUCUUCAAGCUCCAACAGUCACAUAAGGGCUAUGGGUUCAAACUGGGGCAAAAUUUAUUUGGAGCUGCUCUCCAGCUGCACUUUGCAUAAGUAGUCACCAGCACAUAAAAUGGGUGAGAGAGUGGUGUGGGAGUUAACAAUGGGACACUAAUGAAGGGAUGAAUCAUAAUAGACUAAAUGACCUUCCUUGUCUGGAUCAGUUAUAUGAUUUAAAGAGUUAUACUAUAGUUUCCAGAAACGUCUGCAGAGUGUAACUGUUGAAUCUUCUUAUGUUCUGAGAUACACUUGUUUCGCACAUAUGACAAAAACAUUCUGAUAUUUAUAUUGAAACAUUUUAAUCAGCAAAACCCAUGCUUUAGCAGGUCUUGAGUCACGUACUGUGUAGCAAGCAGCAUGAGCAAGUCAUGCCACCACCCAACUAAAUGGGAGAGAAGCUGUUAACCAGUUUAGAAAUCUGGAGUGAGUCUGAUUGAUAGAACAAGGCCAAACAUGAAAGAAAGAUCACAUCUUAUGGCCCAGUUUUAUGUUGAGUUAUUUUACAGUUAACAUUUUUACUAUACUGUGUGGUAAAUUGGGUUUUCAAAUUUCUAACAAAACCUUAACCAAACAAAUUCUCUGAGAGGCCAUGUAAUUCUCUGAAGACCUGAGUUCUGCUGUGAAAGGUUGGUGCAGGUAAGGAUUUUCACUGUAUUAUCUUCAAAAUCAAUUAUUAACCAGGUUUUUGUUUUUUUAAAAAAAAAGCUCGUUUGUGAUGUGAUACAGUGAAAGAAAUAUUGGACAAUUUAAAAAAAAUAGCCUGUUCAGAACAGUAUAGUGGGAGUGGUUUAAGUGCAUCAGUUUUGUUUCAUUCACCUCCCCCUGAAUGAGUGGUGGCCUUGAGAUUUUGCAGACUCCAGCAGAUUUUGAUGCAGCUGAAUUCAGGAGAGAAAAGGGUAGAAAAAUAGGUGCUCCCGGUCAUGAGAAUGAUCCUCCAAUAUAGCACUGCUUGGGACUGUAAGUCAUGCAUCGCUGCAAUGAUCUGCAAACGUUGCAGAAGUUGAGUAGAAAUAUUUAUUUAUUGCCAGUGUUAAUUUAUUGUUUGAACGUGUUUAUAAUUUGCUAUCAUUGACCAUUGUACAGUGGAUGGGAAAGGAACCUUUGUUUUGGUUGUCUGUUAUGAGUAUUCCAUUGACUGCAGUAGUUUACCAGUCCAAGUUUUCCUUGGAUUUUCAGUAAAUUAUCGCUGUGAGAUAUUGUUAUGAAAUAAACAGAUCUCAGUUUUGUUGUUGUUUAAGCCAUUUCUGUUUUAAAGCAACAGAUAAUCAGUGUUAAAAACAGUGUGUGCUGGAAAUUCUCAUCAUCUGCAGAGGAAGAAAUAA